Pneumocystis murina B123 is the source of this 525-nucleotide messenger RNA. RefSeq lists its product as hypothetical. The transcript has 2 exons. Lineage: Eukaryota; Fungi; Ascomycota; Pneumocystomycetes; Pneumocystales; Pneumocystaceae. Bases 1 to 498 code for a protein of 165 amino acids. Gene Ontology annotation, cellular component: U2-type spliceosomal complex; post-mRNA release spliceosomal complex. The record is from RefSeq and is a predicted model, not a curated record.
AUGUCUUUAGAUCAACUUUCACUGAAAAGAAAAGAAAGAUUAAAUGAGCUAAAAAAAAUAAAAAAUGCAUCUGAUUCAAAUGUUACUAGUCUUGAGAAUGGGUUAUCUAAUGAUGAAAAUCUUAGAAUUAAUAAAGAUUUAGGUAUUUCUGACUUGCCCCUUUCAUUUCGUAAUUAUGAUCCUGAGUUACGUGGGCCUCGUAUGGGUUUUAAAAAUUCGUCAUUAUGGACUGAAGAAACAGUUGAAUUUGAAGCUCAACGAUUAAAAGAUAAUACUGAUUCAAAUGCAACAAAAAUACCAUUUAAUAGUAAUGAACUUGAUAUUUCUGGAUUAAAGUCUAAUAAAAUAAAUUGUGAUUUGAAAAGAGAACUGCUAAAAAAAAAUGAACGUUUAAAGAAAAAAACUGAAUAUGCAAUUUCUAAAUUAAUUCGUGAAAAACUUUUAUCUAUGAAAAAUACAAUGGAGGAUUCUAAAAUAAAAAGUAUUUCUGAUACAUAAUAUAUGAAGAAUAUGAUAAAAAAUAAA